This is a messenger RNA of Cordyceps fumosorosea ARSEF 2679, 1701 nucleotides long. RefSeq lists its product as hypothetical. The transcript has a single exon. The record is from RefSeq and is a predicted model, not a curated record. The coding region runs from base 1 to 1701 and encodes 566 amino acids. NCBI's taxonomy places the organism in Eukaryota, Fungi, Ascomycota, Sordariomycetes, Hypocreales, Cordycipitaceae.
AUGACGGCCGCAACGCUCAACGGAGCCUCUAGUACCGAGGACUUCGAGUCCAUCCUAGACUACCUUUCAACCGUCGGAUACGAUGUCGCCUUUCUUCGAGGAGAUGCCCGGAGUCUCCUGGCCGAUAACCCAAUCUCCGAAAGCAAAGGCACAGAGCAUUUCGAUCCCACCGUCGCACCUUUGGGAGCGCUCAAAGCCACCGGCCCUUGGGCAGCUAGGCUGUUGCAGGGCGGCGGCACCUUCAUCGAUGAAGUGGCGGGUACUGCGACCUGGCCCGAUUCUCUCGACUUGCCAGGAUGUGCUCGUCGCGUCGCGGAGCUGACUCGUCGCUGGAUGGAUGAGGAGCUUCCUGGCGAGGCCGGUAUGAUAGCACGCGCCGCUGAGGGUUUCUUCCCCAAGACGGCCUCAGUCGCAGAGCAAUUUUAUACUCUCCGCGACAGCAUCCAUUACUCGCAGCAGUGGCUGCCAGGCCCCCCAUCGUCCAGGCCUGCGCUGACCCUCAUCCUAGCGUUCUGCAUUGGUGUUGACGAGUUCUUUCGUCCCGUCGAGUCUAUAGAUGCGACCUUGUAUCUCGGGCGUAGAGUAGGCGACCUCUGGGACGAAUGCGUGGAAGAGUGCGGUGGGAGGGAAGACGCGAAGCAAUGGAUCGCCCUCGCUAGAGAAGCCUUGCGCUGUAGCGUCUUCCUCCAGAACCGAGAAAAGCUGGCCUACAUGGGCCUUGUGGAAAAUGGCAAAGACAUCUUUACUGACUGGGAUACGACGGCUCACUACAUGCUCCGUGGCGAAGCCGGCAUGACGCCGUUUGCUGGUCUGCUCAUGUGCGCAUACGCGGGCCUACCAUUCCACGAGAGUCUGGCUGGAGCCAUUGCAGUCUACUGCUACAGCUGCAUAUUCGUGCUGGACUUUUGCAAGCGGGCGACAAAGCUCGGCGCCGGCAGCUUCACUGAAGUCUCUUUAGCGAACAAGACAGCCGAGCUCCAGGGACGUGGGCAACUGAUCGGGGCGUUUAUGGAAUACGGCGAGAGUGUUCUGCCAAUGCAAUUCCUCUGUGUGCUUCGACCUUAUGUCCUUGCGAGCUCAUCACUCGUCGAUGUGAUGGAUCGGUACAGAGAGCGCUCCUGGGGCAUGCGCUUGCCGGUGAGUAGGGUCACUCUCUGCACGAUGAUGGCUGUCUUGGAAGCGGCCGGAGGAAGUUUAGCUGAUGGUGGGGAAUUGCGCAUGCCGAGAUGGCCGUCGCCCAACGAGUUGACGCUCGUGGCCGAGGUGGUCGAAAUGCUGGACGCCGAGGAUGCCUACGAGGCUUACCGGGCUCAGCCUUGCGUGAACUUGUUUUACAAGUUGCCGCAUCUUGUGCGAGUUGUUCUGCAAAUGGGUUCUCAACAUGCUCCUCAAUCGAUUGGCCAGCUCGCCAUCAGCCAAGCCACCAGCCAGGAUGCGGUGCUCAAUGGCGAUGUGAGGGUGUCACAGCCCACGCGAUGGAUGACGUGUCUCAGCACAGCCUGCACGCCGCCACUUCCGUCGGCUCAUAAGAGAAUGGCGUCAAUCGAACGGCGAGCCUCGCGGCUGGGCGCUGUGCGUUUGCUCGGGGGUACUGAGAAGCUGCAGUCUCUAGCUUUGCGCUCGCCGGCGCGACCGGGAGGGUAUGCCGCUGGGUAUCGUGAGUUCACUGGUCGGCCAGUCGGUUCGGGGACGAGCAGUUGA